Molecule: messenger RNA, 385 nt
Organism: Gongylonema pulchrum
Lineage: Eukaryota; Metazoa; Nematoda; Chromadorea; Rhabditida; Gongylonematidae
Source: the annotation of a GenBank genome assembly
ACAUCGCGCAUUGGUGGUAGCGGUGGUUCAAAUGCACCAAUCGUCACUCUUCCGGAUGAAGAGGAUGACGGUGAUGUUCUGGAUGAUGCAGAUUAUGGUCGUACAAGAAGAACUGGUGGCCGUUCCGCUUCAAGUGGUCCAAUUAUCUCGGAGGUUACGGAUGAUGAUGAAGAGGGUGGUGGUAAUCACAAGAGAAGAAAGGGAGAUUCGAAAUUUGGACGUCGAUUUUUCAAGGCAAAUGAUGAAUAAGCAUAUUUUGUGUGGCUGUGAUACACGCAUUAUUAACCCCCUGCAUCGCUCCUUGCCCCUUCUCUUCCUCCCCUUCCUUUCCUGGCUGUCUCCACAAUUAUUCAAUUUCGUAAAAUCCGAAAAAAAAUGUGCAUAA